GUUUGUGUAUGAUUCUGUUAUUUUGCUGCAAGUUUUUGUAUUGCAGGUGUAAUUAACUCAACCCGUUAACAGUCGCUAUAAAGGCGCACGAAGGGCUAUGCCACCUGAACAUAAACGGAUGGCGGUGGCACUGUUCUGCCUUUUCAUUCCGUUCGUCGCUGCCCCCAGGCCCCAGGUUUCCUUCGACUAGAAGGAAGAGAGGUCCCAGAUGCGGCCGCCCCGUUCCAACCCGCUUCUUCUUUCUUUCUCUCUCGCAGACCCACUCCACUCGCGGCGGCGCGCCAGCCGCCUCCGCACCAUCUCGCUGUCGCCGUCGCCGUCGCCGUCUCUCCCGACGCUGCAGCAGCCGAUGGAGGCGUUCGGCUUCGACGCGCUCAAGGAGACCUUCUCGGUGGACGUGGCAGCGGCCGAGGCGCGCCCGCUCAACGUGCCGCUCGCCACACCCUUGAACAUCGCCCCCUCGCGCCUCGAGGACGUCGCCAACGUCGCCGUGCGGGUCGAGCUCUCCAGUGGCGCCGUCGGCUGGGGCGAGGCCCCGGCCCUCCCCUCCGUCACCGCCGAGGACCAGCCCGCUGCGCUCGCCGCCAUCGCCCGCGCCUGCGUCGCGCGGACCGCGACCCUCGGCGCCGUUCGGGCCGAGCUCUCCAGCGGCGCCGUCGGCUGGGGCGAGGCCCUGGUCCUCCCCUCCGUCACCGCCGAGGACCAGCCCGCUGCGCUCGCCGCCAUCGCCCGCGCCUGCGUCGUGCGGACCGCGACCCUCGGCGCCGUUCGGGCCGAGCUCUCCAGCGGCGCCGUCGGCUGGGGCGAGGCCCGGUCCUCCCCUCCGUCACCGCCGAGGACCACUCUCCAGCGGCGCCGUCGGCUGGGGCGAGGCCCGGUCCUCCCCUCCGUCACCGCCGAGGAGCAGCCCGCUGCGCUCGCCGCCAUCGCCCACGCCUGCGUCGCGCGGACCGCGACCCUCGGCGCCGUUCGGGCCGAGCUCUCCAGCGGCGCCGUCGGCUGGGGCGAGGCCCCGGUCCUCCCCUCCGUCACCGCCGAGGAGCAGCCCGCUGCGCUCGCCGCCAUCGCCCACGCCUGCGCUGCGCGGACCGCGCCCCUCGGCGCCGUGCUCCAGGACGUCGCCGAUGCGCUCCCCGGACACACCUUCACCUCGUAUAUUCCAAUUGUGACCCCAAAUGAAGCCGCUCAAUUGGCCGCAAAAUAUCGAGGACAAGGGUUUCAGACUCUGAAGCUCAAAGUAGGGAAAAACUUGAACUCAGACAUAGAAGUUCUGAAGGCUAUAUGGCUUGUGCAUCCCGACUGCUCAUUUAUCUUGGAUGCAAAUGAAGGGUACACAGCAAACCAUGCAAUUGAAGUUCUUAACAGACUAAACGAAAUGGGAGUGACUCCUGUACUCUUUGAGCAACCAGUUCAUAGAGAUGACUGGGAAGGUCUCCAUGAUGUUAGCAUUGCUGCUAUGGAGAAAUACAGAGUUGCUGUUGCUGCUGAUGAAAGUUGCCGCGGAUUACUUGAUGCUCGAAAAAUAAUACAUGGAAAUCUUGCUCAUGUUAUUAACAUCAAACCGGAAAAGUUAGGGGUUCUUGGAGCCCUCGAAGUAAUUGAUGCCGCAAGAAAAGCCGGUAUUGCACUUAUGAUUGGUGGUAUGGUCGAGACUAGGAUUGCCAUGGGCUUUGCUGGCCAUCUCGCUACUGGGCUUGAUUGUUUCAGCUUUUGGACCUGUCUACAGUUUAAGAAUGCUCGAGGCCAUGGCGGUUUCCUUCAUUUGGACAACAAUAAUGGAUGGGUAUGUCACAGCUCACUCAUGAACCGCCAUUUCCGGUAGAUAUUGUUUGUACCUAGGCGAGGAGGGGGAACAGCCGCGCCCGAACGAGGUCGUCCCCGGAGCCCGCAUCCCCGUCGUCGACCUUGCGCACAGGGAAGGUCACCACUGCUGGUCGAGGUCGCCCAGGUCGAGAGCGCGCCCACCGGCCUGAAGCUCAUCCAGGAGCCCUGAACUCAAGGUCAGCGGCGGAGAUGGGCGUCCCUACCAAUGGCUCUCCAAGAGAGAGGAGCGAGAACAUGAUGGAGGCGGGGUGUUCGAUCUGUGGUCCACUUCGAUGCGGGACGUGGAGGCGCGAUCCGACAAAGCCUCCCGACGCUCCAACCGCCGCUUCCCAUCAACGCUAAGGAGCAGCAGCCUCCCCAGAUUCUAUGAUGAUUGAUGCAAAGUCCGUGUUGUGCUCCUAUGAUUGAGGAAUUUGCAGCAGUUCUGGUCCCUGGCGCGUGCUCCUCCGCUUGCCCUCUCGACCCUCCCCUUGCUCAUCGCCAUCCAUUUUAUUCAGAGUAUAGAUGGCGGGCAAAACAC
This is a messenger RNA of Triticum dicoccoides, 2344 nucleotides long. Its product is annotated as L-Ala-D/L-amino acid epimerase-like. The coding region runs from base 209 to 1822 and encodes 537 amino acids. The transcript is spliced from 7 exons. Lineage: Eukaryota; Viridiplantae; Streptophyta; Magnoliopsida; Poales; Poaceae. The record is from RefSeq and is a predicted model, not a curated record.